Amorphotheca resinae ATCC 22711 is the source of this 915-nucleotide messenger RNA. RefSeq lists its product as hypothetical. Bases 1 to 915 code for a protein of 304 amino acids. Gene Ontology annotation, molecular function: acetyltransferase activity. The transcript has 2 exons. NCBI's taxonomy places the organism in Eukaryota, Fungi, Ascomycota, Leotiomycetes, Helotiales, Amorphothecaceae. The record is from RefSeq and is a predicted model, not a curated record.
AUGUACUCAGCGGAGCAGAUUGACUCUUAUCUCUCUCGUAUCUCGUUUCCUGUGAAGAAGUACCCCAAAUCUACAGUCGCGGCAGAUCGUGUGGACGAGAGUUUCAAGUAUCUCUCCCAACUUCAGAAAUGCCACCUUUCCAGCAUACCCUUUGAGAAUCUCGCUCUCCACUACUCUCCAGCCCCUAAAAUUUCUCUCGAUAAAGACAUUGUGUAUGACAAGAUUGUCAGGAAGGCGCGAGGUGGAUAUUGUAUGGAGUUGAACCUUCUCUUUGCCAACGUAUUGAAAGGCUUGGGAUAUGAGGUUGUUCAAACGGGAGCGAGGGUCUUUGGAGCGUCGGGAGAACUAGAUGGAUGGAACCACCAAGUCAAUCUUGUGCGUAUUGGAGACACAAUAUACGCUGUUGACGUCGGCUUUGGAGGACCUGGCCAAACAAGACCACUACCUCUCACCACCGGCGUCAUCUCAAAAUGGGGCGCAACGAAUGCAGAGACUCGACUGAGGUUCCAGGAACCCUCGAAUCCUAUGGUGCAAGGUCUGUGGUUCUAUGAGCAUCGGAUUUCGGAGUCCCAUCCUUGGUCCCCGAUAUAUUGCUUUGGGAUGACCGAGUUCCUCCCAAACGAUUUCCAGGUCAUGAGUUUUGCCGUUUCCGCCAGUAGAGCGAGCUGGUUCACAUACAAAGUCCUGUGUAUGAAGAUGCUGUUGGAUGAGGAAAAGGAUGAUAUCACUGGGAUCGUGGUUUUGACGGAUAAGAUUGUGAAGAGGAGAGUGCAGGACAAGUCAGAGAUCCUGGCUGAGUGCACGACGGAAGAACAGAGAGUUGCGGCGUUGAAGGAGCAUUUUGGGAUCGUCCUUUCACGCGAGGAACAAGCUGGAAUCAAGGGGACAGCGGGAGAGUUGAAAGGAGAAGCAUGA